CAGAGAACGACAGAGGGGAUUUAAAAGUGGCAGAAUGGCUUUUGAAUAGAAAGUAGCAAAAAUCAUUAGAACAGUAUUUUUUAUUCGCUGGAUGGCAUAAGUAACUGAAAAGACAAAAGUAGCUAUUGCUCAAAAAGAAAAUAACCAAUGACAUGGAGUUUACAAGGCGUUACUUGCCAAUGGAGUGGGAAGAACGGUGGAGGAGAGAGAAGGAGAGAAGGAAAAGAGUUAUUGAAGAAGGUGGUGAAGGUAUAGAACAGGACAACCGGGAGCUACGAAGGAUUGUUGCUUACAAUGACUCGAGAAUGGGUUUGACAAGUAGGAGUGACAAAAAAGAGACUCGAGAUGGAAUGAAUGGUACUAGUCAGGAGGGAAUUGCGGAUCACAUAAGCGCUGAAAGCUUGGGAGCUGAAGAGAAUAAAGUCCAGGCAUGUCACAACAAAACCUACCCUAAAGAGGUGUUUGUAGCUCUGAAAGAAUUCUUGGAUUCAUCUCUUCUUACAGACCUGACAUUGACAACUUUUGGCAACAAAGAGGUGGAACUUUAUGGUUCAGCACUUAAAGAAUUUGGUUUCAGCCUUCCAAAGUCCCAGGAUCACUGGCGGAUCAGGCGACCAAAAGAUACUCUAGUUCUGGUUGGAGGAGACCAACUGAAUCCAGAUGUUGGUCAGCGCAUACCGAGCAGGGAAGUUUGGUUUGCAAACUCCCUACGCAGUGGCACAGGGUUGGUGAAGGACAUUGAGUGGAGGAGAUUAACUGAGAUUCCAGAUAAACCAAAGUUUAGGCAUGGAGUUGCCGUAAUGGAUGGGAAGCUGUAUGUGAUUGGAGGGUGCUUCUUUUAUGCAAAGGAUGACAUUAUGAAAUCUGCCUACAGUUAUGACCCAGUGAAUGAUUGCUGGAAGAGGCUGGCAGACAUGCAGGAGUUCAGAAGUAACCUCUCAGUCGUGGUACGUGAAUCGCACCUUUAUGCCAUUGGUGGAGAUAAAGACAUCAACACCAACGUAGACAGUGUUGAGAUGUACAACCCAGACACUGACUCCUGGAGCUUUGUCCAACCGCUGGACCUGGCUCUGAGUGGCCAUGCUGCUGCUAUCAUUGAUGGAGAGAUUUUCAUAUCUGGAGGUUUCAACUGCAAAUAUGAGUGCCUUGUUUCCACAUGUCUGUACCACCCAGAGAGGGGAACCAUCUACCUGGCAGACAUGACCUAUGAUAGAGCCCAGCAUUGCAUGGAAGCCCUACAGAGUCAUCUAUAUGUUGCUGGUGGAGUCUGUAACCUAAGGAAGUUUUACACUGAUCAACUAGUUUGUGAGGUAUAUGAUAUUGUGGCUGAUUGCUGGACUACUUUUGCGUCACUGCCCAUGCCCCAUGUUGGUGCAGCCUCCAUUGUUAUGGAGGAGAAGAUCUAUGUACUGGGAGGGUAUUGCCAGGAUGACUACAGUGAGUCUGCACUGGUCCACCGCUUUGAUCCCAUCAUGCAGAGAUGGGAGACUAUGGGCAAACUGCCUGGAGCUGUUACAGACAUCCGAGCUUGUCUGAUGCACCUGCCCCAGCACCUCAGACAGUAACUGUUUUAUUGAAAUGAUACACUCCUCAAUUAGGCAGUCUGUUUAAACACUGAAAUUACUGCAAUAAUAGAAGUAAA
This is a messenger RNA of Neolamprologus brichardi, 1642 nucleotides long. Lineage: Eukaryota; Metazoa; Chordata; Actinopteri; Cichliformes; Cichlidae. The record is from RefSeq and is a predicted model, not a curated record.